AUGGGAAUUGAAGUUGUGAUUACUAUCUGCCAUUGCGCCUUCAUGAGUAUUUGUGUAGAUCGUUAUUAUGACGAAAAGUCUGAUGAAGGUAGUCAGGUCUUGGCCUGUUGUGUUGGUUCCCGGAGCUCACAAGAGAAAGCAACAUCCCAGAGCCUUCCCCAGCUUCCGUUGACUUCUUCCAUCCAAGAGUCCACUUUGUGUGCAACAAUAAUUGAUGACUCGGUUAGCCCCCAAUAUGAACAAGUUACACCACAAAGACAAGCGCUUACUGUAAGAAUCUCACGCCUGCCGGUUCUCGCUAACUCUCUUAUUUUCUGUCCCGAAGUCAACCUUCCACUUGCUCUCGAUUUCACCCUCUACACAUUCACUCAGACACACGCAAACGAUGCUUUACUCUACCUUAUUACGAUCCCCUGUCCUCCAGAGUCCCAUCUGAGCUGGCCAGCCGACAACAAUCCCAACAAACCAAUAACAGAUCCCCCACGUGCAGCCAAAAGCGUCCUAGUGCGACUCCGUCACAGCAAAGCUCCUCCGGACCGAAUUGCGCCGGGAAUCCCCGUCAACCAAUUGAUGCAACCAAAACAUUUUCUCGAACAGCUUCCGCCCCAGCAGACCAUCUCCUGA
Colletotrichum lupini is the source of this 624-nucleotide messenger RNA. RefSeq lists its product as uncharacterized. The transcript is spliced from 6 exons. The record is from RefSeq and is a predicted model, not a curated record. NCBI's taxonomy places the organism in Eukaryota, Fungi, Ascomycota, Sordariomycetes, Glomerellales, Glomerellaceae. The coding region runs from base 1 to 624 and encodes 207 amino acids.